Drosophila hydei is the source of this 8041-nucleotide messenger RNA. RefSeq names its product eIF-2-alpha kinase activator GCN1 (gene l(3)80Fj). The transcript has 4 exons. Lineage: Eukaryota; Metazoa; Arthropoda; Insecta; Diptera; Drosophilidae. Gene Ontology annotation, biological process: regulation of translation; cellular response to amino acid starvation. Bases 68 to 7981 code for a protein of 2637 amino acids. Gene Ontology annotation, cellular component: cytosol. The record is from RefSeq and is a predicted model, not a curated record. Gene Ontology annotation, molecular function: protein binding; protein kinase regulator activity.
UUCGAUAAUAUACCUAUCUAAGUAAUUGCCAUCUCCAAAUAAAUUCACACGUUUGAUUUUAGGAAAAAUGGAUAAUCCUAAGUUAUCGAGAGCCCUACGUGAUUUGCCGAAUAGAGUGCUGAAUGUUGCUGUUGAGGAGCGUCUGACACUAUUUCAAAACGUGAGUGACGUACUUGAUAAUCCCGGUGUAAACUCAGCCAUCAUUAGAGGUAUUUGUAAAGUGAUCGGAACAACGUUAUCAAAGUACAAGGAUGCACCAUCACAGCUACUAGUUCGAAAAUUAAUUUGUGACUUAACCAUCUUUCAUCAUGACUUAACUAUAGAACAUAUGCUAGCUGUUAUUAAAACACUAUUGCUAAAGGAAUUACCAUUAAUACCUGCUCCAAAAUCAUGCAGACCUGCUGUUGUAGCCCUAGGAUGGAUUUGCUUGCUUUUAAAAAAUGCAAAUAGAGAUUCAAAUAUUUAUAAAACAGAAAAGUUGAGGUUAUUUGAAUACCAGUCGAUGUUGUACCAAACAACUUUACUUGCCCAAAACACACGUGUCACAGAUGCAGCCACAAAGAUACUAUAUGAUUUAUGGGAGAAUAAUAAUAUUUUUAAUGAUACGUUGACUUCAUUAUUUCAAAUGGAUGCAAAUUCGAAUAUUACAAUACUGAUAAUGGCAAUGAUACGAUUUGAAACUGAACACAGUCAGUUGAAUAUAUUGAAAAUAUACAAGAUUCAAAUUAUAGAAUACUUUGUAAAAAGUAUGAUAUUGUGCAAGUCGAAACCGGAAAAUGCAUUAAUAUCUGCUUGUCAACCAUUAUUAUCAGCACUAAAUAAUUCAGAAUUUUCACAAUAUAUAUAUAACGAUUUACAAAAGUCUAUGCUUCGCAGUCCUGAAAAUACCCUGGAGAGUGUUGGAUUGAUUUUUAACCUUAUUAACAUUGAUUGUAGUCCUUACGCUGGUCAAAUUGCUACAGUCUUAAUUAAAAAUUUAUACAGUAAAGGAGAAGUUGCUCGCACUGAAUCCUUACAAUCUUUAAAAAGUCUAUCACAAAAAUGCUCAGAUGUCAAGAUUAUAAAAACAUUAUUGGAACUUAUUUUCUCUAUUUUAAAUGGAUCUGAUGGAAAAAUAAAUGUUGUGGAGCAUAGAAUAAAAUUAUUGCAGGGAGCUGGUUAUUUAAGCUUUAACGACGUACAUGCCAACGAAUUACCCGAAAUAUUAAACUUGGCUGCCGAUCUAUUUAGCAAGGCGCUUGAUACUGAAUCCCAGGAAAAAGUGAUAUGCUGUACACUAGAAAUGUUUGCGCUUUGGUGCGGAAGGUUCAAAGAUGAGGUACCCAGUGUAAUUAUAAAUAUUUUUAAAACUGGCAUAGAACAUAAAAACACAACUCAAGCUAUUCGACAAAGUUACCUUGAAUGGUUGCUUUCAUCAAUGCAAAAUGCUGACGUCAAGAAUACAGAAAAUAUAGUUCCAAAAUUGUACUCCUUAUAUUCAAAAGCUUUACAACAGUCCUCUCAGUUAUCUAACAUAUCGGAAGCAGCAUGUAUUGCCUGUAUUUUGCUUAUUUUAGAAACACCAUCUGAUUUAUAUCCAGUUUUCUGGACUUCCCUAUUUGAUUUGAAUAAACAAUAUUUUUUUAAUGAGAAGUUAUUAGCUACAGCAACUGCCGAAACUCUAUGCCACAUUUCAUUUAUAGCAAAAGUUAUAUUUAAAUCAUAUUUAGACCAAGUCAGAGGUCCGAUAGAAUCAUUGCACAAAGCAUUGCUUCAUAAUUUAUGUAGUUGUAUACCUAAAGUGAGAACUUAUACAAAAGCACAAAUUGAAGAAAUCAUAAAAUGUUCUGAUGGCGUAGAUUUUGUUAAACUAGCUCUUAGGGAGUAUAGUAAACUUAUAAAUUCACCGAAAUAUAUAAAUGAAAUAGACAAUUGUAACGAACUCGCUGGUACUCAAGCAUAUGUAGAUGCGUUAGAAGUCUUAUGUGGCUUACAAAAUGUGUCUUAUAAAGACUCUGUGGAGUUAACUCUAUCUCUUUUAGAAAUUGCGAAUUGUCCAACAAUAUUGUUCAAUAAUCCAUACUUUUGGGAAACAACAAUUCAGAACAACUUUGAUUUGAAUCCUGAAAGCUUCAUUGCAAAAAAUAAGGAGCAAAUCAUUGAAAAGUAUAUAAAUAAUUUUAAAAUAUCUCCAGUUUAUGAAAAUGUUAUAUCUUCAAUAGUCCGAAUAAACCCACAAACAAUAGUGCCCCAUAUAAUAGACCACAUUAAAGCAUUUCUGAAAGCUGACAGCAAUCUCUCUGUAAGCAAUGAAGAAUUUUUUAUCUUUAUGACACCAGACGGAGAAUUGUAUGAUAAAAGUGUAAUACCGCAUGUUGACUCUCAAUAUAAAACCAGUGGCGUUAAACGAGAAAACAAAGUUUACAGUUAUAAAGAACAGUUAGAAGAAAUUCAACUUCGUCGUGAAAUUGACGAAAAGCGUCAAAAGGAAGGUAAAUCGAAGACUGUAAAACUAACCCAGAAACAACAAGAAUUAAUAAAAAACCAAACAGAAAAAGAAAUGCGUAUAAAGCUGCGUGUUCAAGAUAUGCAUGAAAAAUUAAUGUCUGUAAUAAGUUUGUUUAAAGCUUCUUGUUCUGGAAAUGAAAAAUUCAUUUCUUUAAAUUUUUAUACUUUAUUAGAUGAUAUUUUACGUGCCACCCAUAACUCUUUAUGUGCUGAACCUUUAACAGAUCUUUACUAUUUUUUACAUAAAAUGUGUUUUAAAACUCAUUCAGAAUUGGGACGCGCUAUUUCUAUUGCAACAAUCCGACUUCAAAAACCAUCUUGCACUUUAAAAGAUGAAUGGAUUGAGAAAAAUAUUAAUGAGAAUAUUAUAGAUAUAAUAUCAGAUCUUAAAAAAUACGUUAUUAUAAAUUCGAACAUAUUAGAUUCACAGUCUUUUUCGUAUGCAUUUGAGUUUCUGAAACGUGCGAUUACUUACUUCAGUAAUAACACCAAUGAAGAAUUUAUAUUAAUAUGUAUUAAAUUGAUUGAAAUGCACGUCAAAAGGGAAAAUACAUCUACAGUUGAGUCUAACCAUCCAAAGUACUUACCUAGGCUGGGUAUGUUUCGCAUAUUACUAUAUUUGAUGCAAAACAAUUACACCCCCAUCCAAACUCAAGCCGUAAAUGCUCUGCUAGAAGUGGCGAUUGUCUCAUCUGGCGGAGAAUCCAAUUCUACACCAGAUUAUCAUAUAAUUGAAUUAUUUUUGGAUAGCUUGCAACAUGAAAGCGAUACUAUAAGAGAUGUAGCGUUACGUGCAAUUAAAAUAAUGAUUAACCCAAUAGUUACUUAUUCAAAAACUAAUGCAGAUUUGAAUAAAAAAAUUAUAUCCAGAUUGUGGAUAGCAAAAUUCGAUAUUUCGACAGAUAUACGACAGCUCGCUGUUGAAAUUUGGGACAUUACUAGAUUUUCUUAUCCCGAGUUUGACGAUAUUAUUUGUGAUAUUACACAUCCAGAACUCUGUAUACAAAAAGCAUCAGCGGAGUCUUUAAUACCAAUAAUAGUAAAUAACGACAAAUUAAUUAAAUAUGGAUUAAUGAAAAUGUUAGAUAUUUACAAUGAAAAACUAACUUUAAUUCCUCCCAAACUUGAUAAGUUUGACCGAGAAAUUGAACCUGCGUCUGAUCAAUGGAAACCUAGAAGAGGAGUUGCAAUAGCAAUAUCUCAAAUUGCUCAAUUUUUAUCUAUUGAAGAUAUAAAUUAUUUAAUGCAAUUCAUGGUAUCGAAUGGCCUUGGUGACCGAGAGGAAAUUGUUCAUAAAGAAAUGUUAGCUGCUGCAUUAAAAAUAGUUGACUUACAUGGAAAAGAGACAAUUAUAAGUUUACUGCCAGUUUUUGAAGAAUUUCUUGAUAAAGCGCCAAAGUCGCAAAGUUACGAUAAUAUACGUCAGGCGGUUGUAAUACUUAUGGGUUCCUUGGCUAGGCAUUUGGAAAAAGAAGAUAAAAGGAUUGAUCCAAUAGUUAAACGAUUAAUAACUGCUUUGUCUACACCAUCUCAACAAGUACAAGAAGCAGUAUCAAAUUGUCUACCACAUCUAAUGCCGUCUGUUAAAGACGAAGCUCCGGCCAUGGUUAAGAAAUUAUUACAUUCAUUGACUAAAUCUGAUAAAUACGGAGAAAGAAGAGGUGCUGCGUACGGAAUAGCUGGCAUUGUGAAAGGACUUGGAAUUCUUUCGCUUAAGCAGUUGGACAUAAUGUCAAAACUAACAUCCUAUAUACAAGACAAAAAAAAUUAUAGAUGUCGUGAAGGUGCGCUAUUUGCAUUCGAAAUCUUAUGUACCACACUUGGUCGCUUAUUUGAGCCAUAUAUAGUCCAUGUUUUACCUCAUUUAUUACAGUGCUUUGGGGAUUCUUCCCAAUAUGUUCGACAAGCUGCUGAUGACACAGCCAAAGUUGUUAUGGGAAAGCUUUCAGCUCAUGGAGUUAAAUUGGUACUACCAUCGUUAUUGCAGGCUUUAGAUGAAGAUUCCUGGAGAACAAAAACAGCUUCUGUUGAAUUAUUAGGUGCUAUGGCAUUCUGUGCUCCUAAACAAUUGUCUUCUUGUUUGCCCAGUAUAGUGCCCAAAUUAAUAGAAGUUCUUGGUGAUUCCCACACGAAAGUACAAGAAGCUGGCGCAGAUGCACUUAAAGUAAUAGGAUCCGUGAUUAAAAAUCCAGAAAUUCAAGCUAUUGUUCCUGUUUUAUUAAGAGCAUUGGAAGAUCCUUCUAAUAAUACAUCAGCGUGUCUCCAAAGUUUAUUGAAAACUAAAUUUAUUCACUUUAUUGAUGCUCCUUCUUUAGCUCUUAUUAUGCCGGUAGUUCAAAGAGCAUUUAUGGAUCGAUCAACUGAAACAAGAAAAAUGGCUGCUCAAAUCAUCGGAAAUAUGUAUUCACUUACAGAUCAGAAGGAUUUAACUCCAUAUCUUCCAAGUAUAAUUCCUGGCUUGAAAUCGUCAUUACUUGAUCCUGUUCCUGAAGUUAGAGCAGUAUCUGCCCGUGCUCUUGGAGCAAUGGUUAAAGGAAUGGGUGAAACCUCAUUUGAAGACCUACUUCCGUGGUUAAUGCAAACUCUAACAUCAGAGUCUAGUAGUGUAGACCGUAGUGGUGCAGCUCAAGGACUUUCUGAAGUUGUCGGAGGACUGGGUGUAGAAAAAAUGUACAAGCUUAUGCCAGAAAUAAUUUCCACAGCAGAGCGAACAGAUAUUGCUCCACAUGUUAAAGAUGGCUACAUAAUGAUGUUUAUAUAUAUGCCAGGUGCAUUUCCUGAAGAAUUUACACCGUACAUUGGACAAAUCAUUAAUCCAAUCCUUAAGGCAUUAGCAGAUGAAAGCGAAUAUGUUCGCGACACUGCCCUAAAGGCUGGACAGCGCAUUGUAAAUUUAUAUGCAGAAACUGCUGUGGCGCUUUUACUACCGGAAUUAGAAAAGGGCUUAUUUGACGAGAACUGGCGAAUAAGAUACAGCUCCGUUCAAUUACUCGGGGACUUAUUGUAUCGCAUAUCCGGUGUAUCUGGAAAAAUGACUACUGAAACAGCAAGUGAGGAUGAUAAUUUCGGUACAGAACAGUCACACACUGCAAUAAUUCGGUUCUUAGGUGAUGAACGACGUAACAGAGUUUUAUCUGGUCUUUAUAUGGGCCGAAGUGACGUAUCGUUAAUGGUCCGUCAAUCAGCGCUUCAUGUUUGGAAAAUAGUUGUUACAAACACUCCUAGAACAUUACGAGAGAUAUUGCCAACAUUAUUUGGAUUGUUGCUAGGUUGCUUAGCAAGUACAAGCUACGAUAAGCGACAAGUCGCUGCGCGAACAUUAGGAGAUCUAGUAAGAAAACUUGGUGAACGAGUUUUACCUGAAAUAAUACCUAUACUAGAAAGUGGAUUAAAUUCAGAACAUCCAGAUCAGAGACAAGGUGUUUGCAUUGGCUUAUCGGAAAUAAUGGCAUCUACGUCAAAAGAAAUGGUUCUUACAUUUGUUCACAGCUUGGUUCCAACCGUACGAAAAGCUUUAACAGAUCCUUUGCCAGAAGUUCGAGUGGCAGCUGCAAAGACCUUUGAAUCCUUACAUAGUACUGUAGGCUCACGAGCACUGGAUGACAUUUUGCCAUAUAUGUUAGAAGGGCUUUCCGAUCCAGAUCCUUCAGUUGCUGAAAAUGCAUUAGAUGGUUUGCGUCAAGUAAUGUCUAUAAAAUCACGAGUUGUAUUGCCCUACUUGGUUCCACAGUUAACCGCACAACCUGUGAAUACAAAAGCCUUAUCUAUUUUAGUUUCUGUUGCCGGUGAUGCUUUAACAAAAUACCUACCAAAAAUUUUAUCCGCUUUGCUAGAAACAUUGUCUCAAUCGUAUGGGUCAGUUAAUGAAACACAAGAACUGGAGUACUGCCAAACUGUAAUCUUGUCUGUGACAGAUGAAGUUGGAAUCCGAACUAUAAUGGAUACACUUAUGAUGUCUGCAAAGUCAGAGAACGUGUGUACUCGUAAAUCAUCAGCUAGCUUAUUGUCUGCUUUUUGCAUUCAUUCACCUGGAGAUUAUUCUCAAUAUAUUCCUCAACUACUUCGUUGCUUAUUGCGUUUGAUGGCGGAUUCAGAUAAGAUUAUAAUUCAAAACGCUUGGGAAGCUUUAAAUGCUGUAAUAAAAGGAUUAAGUCCAACUGAUCAAAUAGGUUACGUAUCAGAUCUACGCCAAGCAGUAAGAUUUGCUGCAAGUGAUUUAAAGGAGUCUGAAUUACCAGGUUUUUGCCUUCCAAAGGGAAUCACACCUUUAUUGCCAGUUUUUCGUGAAGCUAUUUUAAAUGGGUUACCAGAAGAAAAAGAAAAUGCAGCUCAAGGACUUGGUGAAGUUAUUUUUUUAACCAGUGCAAAUUCAUUACAACCAUCCGUCGUUCAUAUAACUGGUCCAUUGAUUCGAAUUUUGGGAGAUCGAUUUAACUCUGGCGUUAAAGCCGCUGUAUUAGAAACAUUAGCAAUAUUGCUUCACAAAGUUGGAGUUAUACUAAAACAAUUUUUACCACAACUACAAACAACUUUCUUGAAAGCGUUACAUGAUCAAAACAGAAACGUUCGAAUGAAAGCGGGUAAAGCAUUAUCAGAAUUAGUGGCUAUUCACUCUAGAGCUGAUCCAUUGUUCAUUGAAAUUCACAAUGGUAUAAAAAGCUCAGACGAUUCUUCUGUAAGAGAAACAAUGUUGCAUGCACUCCGUAGCAUUAUUAGUCCAUCAGGAGACAAAAUGUCUGAGCAAAUAAAAAAACAAAUUUUUUGCACAUUAAUUAGUCUAAUUGGACAUCAAGAGGAUACCACUAGAAAUGCAGUUGGUGGUUGUUUAGGUGCUAUGAUAAAAUAUAUGCCAUCAGUUCAAAUUUCUGAUUUAUUAAAUAAUUGUCUAAUUACAGAUAGUUCUGAUGAUUCAUUCAUUAAACAUGGCUAUACAAUUAUUCUCUUUGUUGCUUUAAAAGAAUGUCCUAAGGAAGUAUUGACAGAAAACUUUAAUGAUAGAGUAAUUGCGAACAUAUUAGUAAAUAUAAUUUCCGAAAAAGUACCGAUUGCUUCUAAUGCUGUUCGAGCUGCAACAUAUCUUUUAGAAUACAAACUACUUCAAGGAGAAGAUCCUCCAAGCAGUUUAAUAGUGGCAUUAGCUAGAGCAAUGAACCAUAGUAGUAAUGAUGUAAAACAGCUAGUUGCAAAGAGUUGCAUUCAUCUUUCUAAAAAUCUUUACCCAGAUCAAAUACAUGUCGAUGUAUUAAAAAUUUUAGUUCCAACAUUAGUAAAUGGCACUAAAGAGAAAAAUGGUUAUGUUAAGUCCAACUCAGAAUUAGCCCUUAUAUCUAUACUGAGGCUAAGAUCUGAUGAAACAAUGUUUAAAAAAACAUGUGAUGUCUUAGAAACAGGAGCAAGAGAUUCUUUAAAUGAUGUCGUAACAAAAGUUCUAAAAAAAGUCGCAGUUCAUGCUACAGUAAGGGAUGAGGAACUAGAUGAUACAUUACAAACCUGAUUAUUUUUAUAGUUGUAAUAAAUGCUACAAAGAAAAAUUGUUUGAAAAUCAAAAAAUGUA